AUAUUAUGAAUCUUCUUUGCGGCGAUCGACUGACGCGUCUACUUUCAUCCGGAAACAACAUCUGUGUUACACCCUCACAGCCUCCCACAGCAUGGAUCCCACGAUGACGAAUCAGGAGGCGCAGAGCAAUGCCCAGCCGUCAGUUACUGCAGCCGCUGGAUCCGCCGCUGCAGCCACGGCCGGGGAGGCGACCCCCUUCAAGGACUAUGACAAUGAGUCCGUGACCGACCAGGCGGCUAUCGUCGAAUCCCCAGCAACGGCGACCGAGCCUCCAUACCCCUCAGACUCGUUGAAUUUUGGUCGCCAUCGCCGCGACAAUGUCUCCAAGGGUCAGAUGAAAAUUGGCUACCCAAAGGGGAACAAGAAGAACCUCAAGAAGUUCUACGCCCAGCAGAACGAACUCAUCGGCCAGUUUCUAGGCGCCGGAGACGAAGGGCAACAGCAGGCAGAGGAGGACUCUCGCAUGGCCCCGAAGAUCCUUAAUGCCUCCUUUACCAUUGACGUAUGCCUCUUCGUAAUCCAGCUCUAUGCUGCCGUCUCGACUGGGCCACAAUCGCUCUUCGCUACUGCUGCAGAUGCCUUUAUGGAUCUUGUGUCAUCUUUCGUUGAAUCCGCACGCACACUGGGUGGAGGACCGACCGAAUCGGGCGAACUCUAUCUGAUCCCCAUGAUCUUCGUGAGCAUCUCUAAUCGUCGUAAAGGGCAGCCUGAUGUUCUACUGCCUCACGUACCGCAGAUGCCCAUCAGGUCAUGUAUUCUUCAUCGACCACCGGAAAAAUAUCGCCGUCAAUAUAUUCGGACUGGUCACGUCCGUGGUCGGCGACAGAUUCAUCUGGUGUCUGGGUCCCAUUGGUGCCAUUGCCCAGCAUACCGUGCAGGACGGAAAUACUACGUCGAGGUCGACAUUAUCAUGGACCAGGAUAUCCCCUUGAGGAUCUCGCACGACGUGAACCAGUCCCUGCAGCGAAAGCUUGAAGGCUCGAGUGAUGUGGAAAGGCCCUUCAUCCACAUUGACUAUGACGACGACCACAAAAUCCACCAGGAGCAUUAGCCCUUGUACGAGGACAAGAAGCUUGGCCGAAGUCUGAAAGACACGCUGCUCUUCUGGAAGAGGGAGGCGACUGAUCUGGGGGGAGGGGUGAGCGCCAUCGCGCGGAUACUACCCCACCGGCAGCUGGUAAGUUCGUGAGAAUACGGAAGCGAGAACGGAGGAGAGGGGAAAUACUGGCAACAGUGGGCGGGAAAAAAAAAAACAAGGCCAAGGGAGUUCCCAUCGGAAGGGCGAGGAGCCAUCUGGCCACGAGGAUUAAAAAAAGGUAACAGUGCGAAUUCUUUUCACCGACGCGGCCCAGAAUACGGAAGGGUAGCAGUGGAUUUUCAUGUUGCGCGCGUUUCCGAUGUAAUAGUAUAUGUAGGUGCUUGCGAAUAGCCCUGGU
Durotheca rogersii is the source of this 1436-nucleotide messenger RNA. RefSeq lists its product as uncharacterized. NCBI's taxonomy places the organism in Eukaryota, Fungi, Ascomycota, Sordariomycetes, Xylariales, Xylariaceae. Bases 92 to 1051 code for a protein of 319 amino acids. The transcript is spliced from 9 exons. Gene Ontology annotation, cellular component: membrane. Gene Ontology annotation, molecular function: monoatomic cation transmembrane transporter activity. The record is from RefSeq and is a predicted model, not a curated record.